GCUGUAAAUCACAAAUGGCCGUUCAGAUUAAGGAAGUUGGCUAAUAGAAUAAACAUUUUUGUACUCUUUAUGAUUUUUGCAUUUGGAGUAGUUAGACGUGGAGAGGGAGUCAAAAAGACCAGAAAUUGGCUAUACAAUCCAAGGCAUAGUCCACUAAAGCAAAGUUCGGUCCUUGGCCCUGCACUCUUCAGCAUCCACAUGCUGCCGCUAGGUGACAUCAUACGCAAAUACGGUGUUAGCUUUCACUGUUAUGCUGAUGCCCCUAAAGCUGACCAACACGCCGGACUGUAGUCAGCUGGAGGCGUGUCUUGAUGAAAUUAAACAAUGGAUGUCCGCUAACUUUUUGCCACUCAACGCCAAGAAAACAGAAAUGCUGAUUGUUGGUCCUGCUAAACACCGACUUCUAUUUAAUAUUACAACUUUAACAUUUGACAACCAAACAAUUAAACAAGGCGACUCGGUAAAGAAUCUGGGUAUUAUCUUUGACCCAACUCUCUCGUUUAAGUCACACAUUAAGAAUUUUACUAAAACUGCCUUCUUUCAUCUCCGUAAUAUCGCUAAAAUUUGCUCCAUUUUGUCCACUAGUGACGCCGAGAUCAUUAUCCAUGGGUUUGUUACGUCUUGUCUCGAUUACUGUAACGUAUUAUUACAGGCUGCUAGACUCUUGACAAGAACAAAAAUGUUUGAUCAUAUUACGCCUGUACUGGCUCACCUGCACUGGCUUUCUGUGAACUUGAGAUGUGACUUUAAGGUUUUACUACUUACGCAUAAAAUACUACACGGUCUAGCUCCAGCCUAUCUUGCCGAUUGUAUUGUACCAUAUGUCCCGGCAAGAAAUCUGCGUUCAAAAGACUCUUAUUAGUGAUUCCCAGAGCCCAAAAAAAGUUUGCGGGCUAUAGAGCGUUUUCCAUUCAGGCUCCAGUACUCUGGUAACAGUUCGAGAUGCUACCUCACUAGAAGCAUUUAAGUCUCAUCUUAAAACUCAUUUGUAUACUCCAGCCUUUAAAUAGACCCCCUUUUUAGACCAGUUUAUCUGCCGUUUCUUUUCUUUUUCUCCUCUGUCCCCCUCUCCCUUGUGGAGGAGGGGAACGCAGGUCCGGUGGCCAUGGAUGAAGUACUGGCUGUCCAGAGUCAGGACCCAGGAUGGACCGCUUGUCCAGAGUCGGAACCCAGAAUGGACCGCUCGCCUGUGUAUCGGUUGGGCACAUCUCUACGCUGCUGAUCCGCCUCCGCUUGGGAUGGUUUUCUGCUGGCUCCACUUUGGACGGGACUCUCGCUACUAUAUUGGAUCCACUUUGGACUGGACUCUUACCGUUUUGUUUGAUCCACUAUGGAUUGGACUUUCACAAUAUCAUGUUAGACCCGCUCGACAUCCAUUGCUUUCGGUCCACUCCAAGGUUUCUCAUAGUCAUCAUUGUCACUGUCACUGACGUCCCACUGGGGUGAGUUUUUCCUUGCCCUUAUGUGGGCUCUACCGAGGAUGUCGUUUUGGUUUGUGCAGCCCUUUGAGACACUUGUGAUUUAGGGCUAUUUAUAUAAACAUUGAUUGAUUAAUUGAAACAAAAACUAAAGAGCAAGCUGCUCAGAAAUUUUCCCGGAAGGCUCAUGUCAGAGCCAUCCAAGCAAAAAUGCUCAAGUAAUGGGUAAAUAACUUAAUGAAUCAUCUGUGGCUGUGAAGUAAACACUAUCCAUCCAUCCAUCCAUUUUAUACCUCUUGUCCCUUUCUAGUAAGGUUGUAAGUACUGUAUAGAGUAUGCUUACCCAUGUGUUCCUGUGGAUGUGAACACAAGUCGUAAUUACUGUAGUGACUAAAUAACAUAGUGACUGAAACACACAUAGUAAUUCAUUUGGAUGAAUGGGGUAUGUAUUUAUGUAAACUCUGUGGAUCAUUUGUCAAUUCUUUAAACACUAAAACACAUUUAAAUGGUGCCUUUUUUUUUUUGGGGUGCAAAUUUUUGCAUGUUCAAUUGCUGAAAAACCAGGAGCUUCGGGGGCAGGGCUUUGAUUACUGUUUGGUACACUCUUGGCAUUCUCUCGAUGAGCUUCAAGCACACCUGUGAAGUGAAAACCAUUUCAGGUGACGACCUCUUGAAGCUCAUCGAGAGAAUGCCAAGAGUGUGCAAAGCAGUAAUCAGAGCAAAGGGUGGCUAUUUUGAAGAAACAACAAUAUAAAACAUAUUUUCAGUUAUUUCACCUUUUUUUUGUUAAGUACAUAACUCCACAUGUGUUCAUUCAUAGCUUUGAUGCCUUCAGUGACAAUAUACAAUGUAGUGAAGUGAAUUAUAUUUAUAUAGCGCUUUUCUCUAGUGACUCAAAGCGCUUUGCAUAGUGAAACCCAAUAUCUAAGUUACAUUUAAACCAGUGUGGGUGGCAGUGGGAGCAGGUGGGUAAAGUGUCUUGCCCACGGACACAACGGCAGUGACUAGGAUGGCGGAAGCGGGAACCGAACCUGCAACCCUCAAGUUGCUGGCACUCUAUCAACCGAGCUAUACUGCCCCAAUGUAAAUAGUGAUGAAAAUAAAGAAAACUCAUUAAAUGAGAAGGUGUGUCCAAACCUUUGGCCUUUACUGUAUAUUUGCACAACAUAUCGGCUCGGUAUCGCCAAUACCAACCUGAAUUUCACUUGGGAUCGGAAAGAAAAUCAAAACUGAAUCAGUGUAAAACAAACUGACCGUCAUAUCAACUUGAAUUUAAGACAAAGGUGCAUAUAUGUGUCUCCUUUUGGAAUAAGUGUCACCCAAGAUAGUUUGUUUUCAAAAUGUCAUGGUUUUUGGCAGCUCUGUACAUCAAAAUAUACACAAAGCAAUUGGAAAGAGGUUAUCUUGUAGUGUUUGGUCCACCAGGUCAGCAAUGAUUCAGCGGGUCAGUGGGACCUGUGUCGCCAGCAGUGGUCCAAAAUUUAGUUCAGUCAUCUACCUGGCUUCAAGCCUUGUCCUGCUUUAGCCCUCUCAAGGUCCAAAAUAACUGGACUAUCUCACUACUUUAUUGAUAUCAUGUCUGAAAGGGACAACAUGGUUUAGUUCAUAUUGAACACAUGUUUACACCGGCUUGGAAAAGAGACCGGGGUUCAAAGCACGAGUGUUGUUUGUGCGUCUGACUGUAUCAAGGUGUGUGCCACUUACCACAAAUACUACACCGAAGGAAGCGACCAAUUACUGAUGGCUUUCUUCAGACAAACAUGUUAUGAUCCUACUAGCUGGAGGGGGAGAGUUAUGCAAUGCAUGGCCUUGUUUAUCUCCCGGCCUGAUAAGAUGAGCCGUCACCAAGGAGACGGAAGGAACAAAUAAGGUUUUGGGUGUCAAAACAGGAUAAAAACGCUGAUUAGUGGCGAAACAACCUUUUGAUCGUGAUGAACACAUGUUCUUAACAAGACCCGAGCAUCACAGAUGAGUCAGUGGCCGCCCUAAACAAGCUUGUUUUGCUCGCCAAUCGUUUUGUUCCAAAGUCAAUAUUGACGGCAGACCUUGUGAACCCGCAGCCGCGCACGUCAAGCGGGGUCAAUACUGUUUACCGCGGCUUUGUCACAAAUAUUUUAUACGUGUAGGCGUCCUGUCAAUCAGUAACGCCCUCCGCGGAGGCAUAAAUAGGACUGCACGCCGGGGAGACCGGCAGAGAAAGAAACCCAAAGAUGUGUGGAUUACACCAGAAGAUGCUGCCAUUGCUGGCUUUGAUGGCGGCGGCGGCCAUGUCGUCCCCGGUGCUUGGACCGGAGCCCAUCCGCUGCGCCCCAUGCACUCAGGAGAAACUGAACGAGUGUCCCGCCGUCCCCGCCGACUGCAGGCAGGUGCUGAGGGAGCCCGGCUGUGGCUGCUGCAUGGCGUGCGCCCUAGAGAGAGGGAACUCCUGUGGGGUGCACACGGCCCACUGCGCUGAGGGCCUGCGCUGCACGCCCAGACCUGGGGAAGCCAGGCCUCUGCACGCUCUGACACGGGGCCUGGGGGUCUGCACUGAGGAGCUGGCCCAAGAGGACACUGAAGGGGUCUCGGACCACAGCUCUUUGCAGUACCUUCUCGGGGACACAGCCGAGCCCCAGGAGAGCUUCAAAGCCAAAGUGAACGCCAUUCGGAACAAGCUGGUGCAGCAGGUGAGAGGACAAAAAAAAAAUAUAUAUUUUACCUUCCCGUCACUAACUUGCCCGCUUUCUCCACAGGGCCCUUGCCACAUCGAGCUCCAUGCCGCCCUGGAGGUCAUAGCCAGCGCCCAGCAGAACAUGGGGGAAAAGUUCACCACCUUCUACCUCCCAAACUGUGAUAAGCACGGCUUCUACAAGGCCAAGCAGUGUGAGUCAUCGCUGGUCGGACCACCCGCUCGCUGCUGGUGCGUCUCCUCCUGGAACGGGAAGGUCAUCCCAGGAGCCAGCGAGCUCCCCGGUGACGCCGAAUGUCACCAGGAAGUCACCCACUAACACGUUCAUGCAGGAAUUGUAAAUUAUUUUAUGUACGAAGAUUUAUUUAUUCAUUCCUUGUAUAUUCUCAACAGAUUUUUAAGUUUUGCUGUUUUUCCCCUGUUCAAUUGUAAAUAGGGCAGCACUGUCUACAUUUGUAUUCCUGACUAAAUAACUCCAUUCCUCACAAACCACAGCUCCACGGUCCUGCCAAGCCCAUUUCAGGGUUUUUUUUUUUCUUUCUUUCUUUCAAAUGUGGAUCGCGGCGGUGCACGCCACCACCAAACAACACAGCCGCUCAUUCAUGCAACAUGUUGACAUUGUCUGAAAGCAUCUUCAUUUCCUCAAUGGGGGAUACUUUGAGCACCGCAAGUAUGUGCACGUUGGCCAAACGCAAACAAAUCAAGGCUCAUCCGAGCUGCCUGCCAGCUUCUUCUGACAUGGCCUCUUCUUACAUUUGUCUACCUCAGAUCACCUCUACAGUUGUUGUUUUUUUACUUUUUCCAACAUAUAUUCUAUUUAUUAUUAUUAUUUACUCUUGUGUAUCUGAUGUUUUCUGUGUUCCAUUGUUUGUUUGAAUGUAUAAUAUAAACUACUGUGCAAACA
Messenger RNA from Nerophis ophidion (straightnose pipefish), 4990 nucleotides. Its product is annotated as insulin-like growth factor-binding protein 1. The record is from RefSeq and is a predicted model, not a curated record. Gene Ontology annotation, molecular function: insulin-like growth factor II binding; insulin-like growth factor I binding. The transcript is spliced from 3 exons. Gene Ontology annotation, biological process: regulation of insulin-like growth factor receptor signaling pathway. Lineage: Eukaryota; Metazoa; Chordata; Actinopteri; Syngnathiformes; Syngnathidae. Bases 3629 to 4405 code for a protein of 258 amino acids. Gene Ontology annotation, cellular component: extracellular region.